AUGGCGAAAAUUCCGCGGCGAAACCGCCGCUUGCUUCCCCCGACGCCCGCCAGCAAGCGAAGAGAUCAUCACUCUACACUGCCUACCGCCUCGAGCAAUGCACUAACCGACGCAGCGUUUGAUCGCCAGUCCCAUGGUCUGCAAGAGAUGAGGUCUGCGAAAGCUGUCGUGGCAGAGAACGCGUCUCGCCAGGAGUCGGCCGCCAUGUCGCGCGGUCAGGCAAACGGGGCUCUGGCCCAGGACCUUCCCCGGUCUCCCUCACGCACUAUUACAGGUCUGAGACGAUGGUCGAUCAUCAAUAGGAAUUUGCCCGCCGUACCGCAGGUGAAAGCGAUUCACGUCUAUGAUUUCGACAACACAUUGUUUCUAAGCCCACUCCCAAACCCACAAAUAUGGAAUGGCCCGACCAUCGGGUUCUUGCAAGCCUACGAGAGCUUUGCAAACGGAGGAUGGUGGCACGACCCGAACCUCCUUGCCGCCACGGGGGAUGGCAUUGAAAAAGAAGAACCUCGCGCCUGGGAAGGAUGGUGGAACGAGCAGAUUGUGCAACUGGUCAAGCUCAGUAUGGAGCAGAAAGACGCUCUCACGGUGCUCCUUACUGGACGGAGUGAGAGCGGAUUCUCCGACCUGAUUAGACGCAUGGUGGACAGUAGAAAACUUGAGUUUGACCUGAUUUGUCUCAAGCCCGAAGUUGGACCCAAUAACGCGCGGUUCUCAACGACCAUGGAGUUCAAGCAAUCUUUCCUUGAAGAUCUCGUUCUCACAUAUGAACAGGCCGACGAGAUUCGCGUCUACGAGGAUCGGGUGAAGCAUGUCAAACACUUCCGAGAUUUCUUUGAGCACCAGAACCGGAGAUUCCAGGGCGUGUCGACACCCUAUUCCCGCAGACCUAUCAACGCGGAGGUGAUUCAAGUAGCCGAGGGAUCGAUGUAUCUUUCGCCCGUUCUUGAAACCGCCGAAGUGCAGCGUAUGAUCAACUCCCACAACCUUGUGGCCCGCAAUCCGUCCCUCAACGGAGCAAAGUCCCCGUACGGUCGGCUCCGUAUUAAGCGGACUAUUUUCUACACUGGCUAUCUGAUAUCGAAUACAGACUCUAGUCGUCUGAUCAGUCAGAUUCUGACACCCAUGUUGCCUUCGGGGCUUGCUGAAUCCAAUGACUUGAAGUACAUGGCUAACAGUAUACUAAUCACCCCACGGCCCGCCCCUCGGUCUAUUCUAGAGAAGGUCGGUGGCAUCGGCAAGAAACUGAGCUGGCAGGUCACCGGAAUUGCAGCUUUCGAGAACCGGGUCUGGGCUGCCCGGCUAACGCCCGUUCCGGCGACCGAAAAGUACUACACCGAGAACCCAUCCCCCGUGGUGGUGCUGGCGGUGCGCAAAGGCGCGCGACCGAUAGAUGCCGGCAAGAUCCAGAACUGGCAACCCGUCUCUGCUGAUAAAGCCUUGACGCUCGAGACGGUCGUCGGGGAGAAAGUAGUAUUGCGUGUGGAAGAGGAGAACCCCAACGAGGGCGAGUGGGAGAGCCAGUUCUUGAACAAGAAUAACAAGAGACGUCAUCGGCAGGAUCACGAUGACUAUGCUCAUGGCCAUCAGAACACGCACGAUGAGCCUUCUCACGGAAGGGCGCAUCCGUACAAUCGUCACGGACCCAACAGCCGACACCAUGACGACGGCCCUCGUCGGGGAUCCCACCGUGGCCGUGGCCGUGGCUCGGGUCCGCGCGGACGAGGACAUGCCAACCGAGGAGGUGCCCGUGGCCGUGGUCGUGGACGCGACGCUGGUCCUCCCAACUACAAGUCAUUGGAUGACUAUGGCGGACACGAAGCCAACUUUGAGGACAAGCCUGGUCCUGGUCCCGGCGGCCCAGUGAUGAAUUAUUGA
Molecule: messenger RNA, 1878 nt
Organism: Aspergillus melleus
Lineage: Eukaryota; Fungi; Ascomycota; Eurotiomycetes; Eurotiales; Aspergillaceae
Product: rRNA 2'-O-methyltransferase fibrillarin-like protein
Exons: 5
Coding region: 1-1878 (625 amino acids)
Biological process (GO): box C/D sno(s)RNA 3'-end processing; rRNA methylation
Cellular component (GO): small-subunit processome; box C/D methylation guide snoRNP complex
Molecular function (GO): rRNA methyltransferase activity; RNA binding; histone H2AQ104 methyltransferase activity
Source: RefSeq, a predicted model, not a curated record